UCACCCAGAUUUCGCUCGCACCAACCUCUAUUUCUUUUGGAUGCUUUAACAACCAAUGACUGAGGAAGCUGUGCCGAUCCAGAUGCCAAGGCGAGAAGGAAACAAACAGAUAAGGAAAUAAGAAAGAGGAAAAAAGGACAGACAUUCCAUCAUAGCUCCCGUGGAGCUUCAGCAGGGACGAGCCUACCAGCCGUGAUUUCUAAUCGUGGAGAAAGGAAGACCAGCGAGGAAGACACAGGAAUGAGUCCGCUGAGAGGUUUCCCCUGGCUUUUGAUAUUCUUCUGUGCGGCAGCUGUGUGUGCAGGUGUGGGUGGUGCAAAAGUUGACAAUGUGUCAUCAGAAAUCUGUCGUCAUCCGUGCGAGGACCUGGUGGGCUUGCUCACUGAGAUCCAAGGCCUGCGUAUUGUGACCAGCAACCUGCUUGAGGACCUGGAGAGAGUAUCAAGAGAAAAUGAAGAGAUGCGCAUAUCUUUGGCUGAGCUGAGCAACAGCAACAGCAGUGGCGAUGGUCAUGGUGAUGUCAAUGAUCUUGACAGAGAUCGAGACGGGGAGAUCUGGUGUGUGCAGGAUGGACGAGUGUAUGAGCAAGGGGAGAAUUGGGAGGUGGACAGCUGCACCUCCUGUACUUGCCAGGAUGGAAAGGUGGUGUGUCAGCAGGUGUCUUGCCCUCCUGUAUCCUGCAUCAAUCCAUCUUUUAUCGAUGGAACGUGCUGUCCUGUCUGUCAAAACAAUGAAGAUGGCUGGUCUCCGUGGUCCGAGUGGACCUACUGUUCUGUAACCUGUGGACGCGGAGGGCAACAAAGGGGCCGAUCCUGCAAUGGCAUCAUGCCAUCCUGUGCAGGCCCGUCAGUCCAAACCCGCAGCUGCAUGCCGAUGAAGUGUGACCGCAAGGCGCGUGCUGUCGGGAACUGGGGCCUUUGGUCUCCCUGGUCUGCCUGUACAACCACAUGUGGAGAAGGCAAUAUCACACGGGUACGUCUCUGCAACAACCCUCCACCACAGAAGGGGGGCAGAGGGUGUACGGGCAGCGCCAGGGAGACAUCACCUUGCAACAAUACACUCUGCCCCAUCGCUGGAGGCUGGACAAGCUGGACUGAGUGGUCACUGUGCUCAGAGUCGUGUGGGGGAGGUCUUAUGAGUCGCCAGCGGGAUUGUUUGAACCCCGCCCCUCAGAAUGGUGGGAAGCCUUGUGCUGGAGAUGCUGUGGACUAUGAAGGAUGUAACAAACAACCAUGUCCUAUAGAUAUAUGUUUGAUCUCAAAUCCAUGUUUUCCUGGGGUGGACUGCACAUCACAUAGUGAUGGAUCCUGGGAGUGUGGACGCUGUCCGUUGGGUUUAAAUGGCAAUGGCACUCACUGUGAAGAUGAGAACGAGUGUGAAGUGGAGGGCAUCUGUGUCACUGAGUGUGUAAACACAGACCCUGGUUUCUACUGUCUGCCCUGUCCUCAUCGCUAUAAAGGAACCCAGCCAUAUGGCCUCGGACUGCAGGAAGCGCAGACAACCAGACAGGUUUGUGAACCAUACAAUCCUUGCAAAGACAACACACACACCUGCCACAAGUAUGCUGAGUGUGUGUAUCUGGGCCUGGCGUCUGAGGUUUUGUACAAGUGUGUGUGCGCUGUCGGGUUCGCGGGCGAUGGAUUUCUGUGUGGUGAAGACUCUGAUCUAGAUGGCUGGCCCAACAACAGAUUAACCUGCAAGCAGAAUGCAACCUAUCACUGUCAAAAGGACAAUUGCCCCAUGCUACCAAACUCUGGACAGGAAGACCUGGACAAUGACGGACAGGGAGAUGCCUGUGAUCCUGAUGAUGACAAUGACGACAUCAUAGACGAGAGGGACAACUGCCCGCUGGUUUACAACCCUAGGCAGUUUGACUCCGACAGAGAUGGGGUUGGGGACCGCUGUGAUAACUGUCCAUUUGAUAGCAACCCGCUGCAGACAGACACGGAUGACAAUGGAGAGGGAGACGCCUGCAGCAUCGACAUUGAUGGAGACGAGGUUCUGAAUGACCGUGACAACUGUCCCUUGGUCUACAACACUGACCAGAGGGACACAGACUUGGAUGGUGUUGGAGACCAGUGUGACAACUGUCCCCUUCUUCACAACCCACUGCAGCUAGACUCUGACAGUGACCUGGUGGGGGACAUGUGCGACAACAACGAGGACAUUGAUGAGGAUGGCCACCAAAACUCUCUAGACAACUGUCCCUACAUUGCCAAUAGCAACCAGGCUGACCAUGACAAGGACGGGAAGGGAGACGCCUGUGACCAUGACGACGACAACGACGGUAUCCCUGAUGACCGGGACAAUUGUAGACUAGUGCCCAACAGGGACCAGUUGGACUCUGAUGGUGAUGGUAGUGGAGAUGCAUGCUUUGACGACUUUGACAAUGACAGUAUUCCAGAUGCGCUGGAUCCCUGUCCGCUAAACCAGGAUAUUGGGUCCACAGACUUCAGGAAGUUUCAGGUUGUUUUGCUGGACCCAAAAGGCACAACACAGUCUGACCCUCUGUGGGUGAUCCGCAGCCAAGGCACCGAGCUGCUGCAGACAGCCAACUCGGACCCUGGCAUCGCUUUAGGUUAUGACAAGUUCAGCUCGGUAGACUUCAGUGUGACAUUUUAUGUUAAUACCAACCGAGAUGACGACUACGCAGGCAUUGUGUUCGCCUACCAGUCCAGUCGACGCUUCUAUGUUGUCAUGUGGAAACAGGUGUCUCAGGCCUACUGGGAGAAAAUGCCGUCCAAAGCUUUUGGCACGGCAGGAGUCUCAAUCAAACUGGUCAACUCCACCACAGGACCAGGGGAGUAUCUACGUAAUGCCCUGUGGCACACUGGAAACACCAGACACCAGGUGAGAACUCUGUGGCACGACCCCAAUAAAAUUGGCUGGAAGGACUUCACAGCCUACCGCAUGCACCUCAUCCACAGACCCAAGACCGGGUUCAUCAGGAUGGUGGUGUAUGAGGGCAGGGACAUUUUGUCCGACUCGGGGGCGGUGUACGACCACACCCUGGCUGGGGGCAGACUGGGACUGUUUGUCUUCUCUCAAGAACACGUCCUCUUCUCAGACCUCAGAUAUGAGUGCAGAGAUAACUGAACAUCCCACCAGAGAUCUACAUUAAUUUCAGGAAAUCUUUAUACAAUUAAGAGAUAGAGAUCGAGAGAGAAAGAGAGAGAUGAUGCACCAGACCCAGGCUUUUCUCCUGCCAAGACUAUCAAUUAGUGACCAUCAUCUAUCUAUCAGCUUUUAAUGCGACUGUAUUGAUUUCAGGCUGUCUCAUUCGCUGCUUAUUACUGCAAGACUCAGACAGCAUCACUAGUGACAGUAACCUCUAGUUGCUUUUCAUUUUGCUUUUUGCUAAUGUUGUAAAUAAUUAUUUAUUGCCAGAUGCCAGAUAUGAAAGGGAGAGAUAGGAGAAUAAAUUGAUGAUGGCAUAAGUAGAGCAUGUGCGGAUGUCUGGUGGUAACUUAUCAAUAAAAAACUUUUUUUUCAA
Molecule: messenger RNA, 3493 nt
Organism: Micropterus dolomieu (smallmouth bass)
Lineage: Eukaryota; Metazoa; Chordata; Actinopteri; Centrarchiformes; Centrarchidae
Product: thrombospondin-2-like
Exons: 22
Coding region: 241-3096 (951 amino acids)
Biological process (GO): negative regulation of angiogenesis; cell adhesion
Cellular component (GO): extracellular region
Molecular function (GO): protein binding; calcium ion binding
Source: RefSeq, a predicted model, not a curated record